Molecule: messenger RNA, 1080 nt
Organism: Drechmeria coniospora
Lineage: Eukaryota; Fungi; Ascomycota; Sordariomycetes; Hypocreales; Ophiocordycipitaceae
Exons: 3
Coding region: 1-1080 (359 amino acids)
Source: RefSeq, a predicted model, not a curated record
AUGACCAGCCUCGCACGCUCCUUCAAGUCCUCGGCGGCGUACCUCUCGCCCGUCCGACGCCCCGGGAUCCCUGGCCGUACCCUGUCCAGCUCGUCCGAGCUGUCCUUGACCUCGACGACGAGCGGGCCGCCCGGCGACGAUGCUGCUUCGGCUGACGAAGCCGUCGUCUCGGCACCGGGGACGCCCGCUUUUCCUGCUGCUGAUGCGGAGCGGCGGGCGUCAGCCAAGCCUCCAAAUAGCCCUGGCGGCAUCCCCUUCCGCUCCUGUGCCAGCACGAGCCACCCCAUCACCAUCGAACUUCCCAAACACGUCCAAAGGCACAACUCCUCGACCGUCUCGACGCCUCUGGAACCACUCUCGGCGCGAGGCGACCUCCCAGGAGGAUAUUUUCCCAUGCACGAAGAUCCUACGAACCGAGUCCAUCGCCCCCACCCCUUCCACAGCGACACCGCCUUUGCUCGCCACCACUUGCUGACCUCGGACUCGGCCGCGCACGCGACCGACGCCCGCGUCGUGCCCAAAUCCUUCCCCGCGAGGAACCCGUCGACGACGGCCAUGGCGCCACCCAUCGUGCCCGUCGCCUCGUAUCUGGCGCCGGGAUUCCACGACAACCCGCUGCCCGUCGGCAAGUACUACCCGUCCAACUACGAGCGCCUUCACGCCGCGCAGAGCCGGCAACGCGCCCGACCGGAUGACUCGCCGUCGUCGCAAACGACGUCCGACGCGCCCGUCCCCGCGAGCGGUCGAGAGGCGACGCAGGCUGAGGCGCGCCGCAAGAUGCAGCAGUAUCAACGCGACAUGAUUGCCCAGGCUGCCCUUGCCCUCGGCGAUUCCUCCCAGACCCUCUCCAAGACGGGCACCACCAUUUCGCUCAACGGCCUGCCUCUCAGGGACUCCCUGGCCGCCGUGGCGUCGCACGAUCCCGCCUCCCCCCGGCUGAACCCGCUGGGGAGCCCCGGCCCCGUGACGCCGAUGGAUCUCGACGCCGGCCGCGCCGGGUACCUCGACAAGGGUGAUGGCCGGCUGAUGGCGGGCACGUCGGUCCCUCGUACUGCCGGCUACGCGGCCCGCCCUACCUGA